Messenger RNA from Hevea brasiliensis (rubber tree), 989 nucleotides. RefSeq lists its product as uncharacterized. Lineage: Eukaryota; Viridiplantae; Streptophyta; Magnoliopsida; Malpighiales; Euphorbiaceae. The record is from RefSeq and is a predicted model, not a curated record. Gene Ontology annotation, cellular component: plastid. The transcript has a single exon. The coding region runs from base 124 to 891 and encodes 255 amino acids.
UUUCUUUUUCUUUUCAAACUUAUAAGGAUUAACUCAAUCGUGAUGGCAGCAGUGUCGCAUCAAAACCUAAUAAAGUGCGAAGGGGAGUAAAGAUUUCUCUCCUAUCUGCAUUUCAUCUCCUCCAUGGCUUUCGCUCAGUACACCUUCAAAUUUCCCAACAUAAUAUGCUCUUUCAAGCCCAAGAAACCACGUCCCCACACCUCCAAAUCACAUAUAAUCCCCGCAAGAGACAGUGUAAUAGACUUCGGAAAGUACAAGGGCAAGAUGCUUGGCGCCCUCCCCUCAACCUACCUCAAAUGGGUUUCCAAGAACCUUCGUGCGGGCGACUUCGAGCACUGGGCAAAGUUAGCAGACCAAGUUCUUGAAGACCCAGUUUAUCAGGACAGAUUGGAGUGGGAAUUUGCAGAUAGCGUCUUGAAUGGAAACAAAGAUGCCCCUUUUUUUAGAAAGGAUAGUGCAGUUCCUCUGUUGUUGGAGAUAAGUGAGAGGUUUGGUUGGGACAAUGAUGAUAAAGUUGGGUGGAGUAAAUUGAACUUUGAGCUCUUGGGCACUAGUAAAGGCGGCAGAAUACCAAGAACCGUGUCAUCUUCUUUUAGCACUGUUAAAGAAAUGAAAGAUCUGGGAGCGGAGAAGGAAGAGAAAGAUAGGAUUUUAUCAGAGACUGAAAUCAGAAGAAAGGAGAGAAGAGAGAGAGCCAGGCUCAGGUCCACGGACGACAGGAAAAAGGAGAAGCUGGGGAUUAUAAGGAGGAACAAGGAUGGUUUCGUAAAUGGGGUAGAUGGAACAGAACGAUGGAGUGAUGAUCAAGAGCGGACGGCAGAGAUUAAUAAUCCAUUUCCUGGACGUGAUGCCCUCUUGAAGAAGGUGCUCCACAAUAAACAAUUCUUGUAAUUUUUUUUUUCUUUUUUCGACUAUUUUUAAGAAAUUUCUUUUUAAAUAUAUUUGUUAACAACAUUAAAAUUAAAUUUAAUAUAUUUCAUUAUAAAAAA